Solea senegalensis (Senegalese sole) is the source of this 3051-nucleotide messenger RNA. Its product is annotated as adhesion G protein-coupled receptor E1. Bases 236 to 2593 code for a protein of 785 amino acids. Gene Ontology annotation, molecular function: calcium ion binding; G protein-coupled receptor activity. Gene Ontology annotation, biological process: adenylate cyclase-activating G protein-coupled receptor signaling pathway; cell surface receptor signaling pathway. Lineage: Eukaryota; Metazoa; Chordata; Actinopteri; Pleuronectiformes; Soleidae. The record is from RefSeq and is a predicted model, not a curated record. Gene Ontology annotation, cellular component: membrane. The transcript is spliced from 19 exons.
CCUCAGCAGUGAGGGCAGAUAAGAUUCAAAGAAGAAGAAGUCAGAGACAGAGUUCAUUGUCUGAGAUACUGAUCCUUGACUGCAUGAUUUGUUUUUCUUUUCUUUUAAUUUUCUUGAAGUGAAGGGAAGAGAACACAAGACAUUUGGAUCAUUUGACUGAAAAGAGUUCCCAUCUUUAUGUUUUGAUUGUCUGAACUCUCCGUACACUGAUCUGGACAGCAGUUCACCGUUGACCAUGACCUGCAGGUGGAAUCUCCUGAUGUUGGCUCUGUGCCUCUCUGUCAUCGCGGUUCUGUCAAAACAAUCCUGUCCCAACGGAUUUAAUCAAUUGCCACAAGGAUGCAUUGAUAUUGACGAAUGUGCUGUCGAUGAGGAUUAUCCGGAAGAUAUCGGACCAUGCGGAGAGGACGCUGAUUGCAUCAACACGAAUGGCACCUUUUACUGUGUGUGUAAAGAUGGGUUCAGAUCAUCAUCACUCACAGUGAAUUUUUCAGCCGCAUCAUCUGCAACGUGCAGGGAUAUCAAUGAGUGUUUGGAGAUCCAAGACGUCUGUGGAUCCAAUGCCAACUGUUUUAACACAAGUCCAUAUUAUUCCUGCAUCUGUUCGGAUGGAUUCAUCUCAACCAAUGGAUUGGAAAAGUUUCGUCAUGGUGACGAUGUUAUGUGCAUAGACAUUGAUGAAUGUCAGGAGGAUGAGGUUUGUGGUCAAUAUGCCACAUGCAUCAACGCCCCAGGAAGUCAUCACUGUGUCUGCAAUCCUGGCUUUGGACUCAAAUCUGGGGAAUCUAAUUUCUCCGGGACUCAGGAACAGUGUGAAGACAUUUGUAUGCUCGAUAAGACAGUCUGUGGAAAUGGAACCUGCCACCGUGGAGCCAGUGGCCAUUACUGUGCAUGCCACACAGGGUUCACGAACUAUGGCAACAGUAGUUUUCGCUGCACUGCGUUAAACUGUGAUGAUUUCAAAGAUCUAAACAUUUUGACUGAGAAAUUUCACGCUGCGAAUGAUGUUGUGGUGCUGCUGAACAAAAGUUGUGUAGAGAUGACAGAGAGUGAGAAUCCAACAGUGCCUCAUAAAGAAGAUCUAUUAGGGAGACUGUUGUCUAUGAUUGACCAGCUCUUGUCCAGUGGAGCCUUGAAUGAUAACAGGAAAGUCUCCAUCUUUCUGAACCUGGUCGAGAAUGCCCUAAGGCUCAUUGGACCCUUCAUGGAGAGCCCAGGGGAAAAUAUGUCCUCCAGUCACACAGAGCUGGAGGUGCUGGUUCAUAAGGGGGCUGACUUACCCCGAGGGGCUGUGACUGUGUCAUCAAAGCAAGCUCAGUUGGACAUGCUCUUGGAGACAGCUGCAGGAGAUCGCUCUUAUUACCCUGGCUUUACAACACUUUCAUUGCUGAGCUAUGCAAACCUGGAAGACUCUGCAGAUGGAUUCUUCGGAAAGAUGAAACCACCAGAGAAACAAAAGUUUAAGAUCAACUCCAAAGUGGUGACUGUCACCGUCAGUAACAGUAACACGAGCCAUCUCAAAGAGCCCAUUAAACUCACUUUCUACCAUAUGACGCAGACCAAUAAAACGAGCCACUGUGUGUUCUGGGAUUCCUCAGAGGACGGAGGGGCGUGGUCUGCUCGUGGCUGCACUGUGGUGAAGACCAACCCGGAAUACACCGUGUGUUCCUGCACCCACAUGAGCAGCUUUGCUGUGCUCAUGGCUCUCUAUGAGAUAGAGAACAAGUUUGAAUUGCAGCUGAUCACCUGGGUGGGUCUGUCCCUUUCCUUAAUUUGCCUGUUCUUCUGCAUCCUGACAUUCUCGUUGAUUCGCGCCAUCCAAAGCCCAAGGACCACCAUCCACCUGCACCUCUGCAUCAGCCUCUUCGCUGCCGGGCUUAUCUUUCUCGCAGGCAUCGCUCGUACAGAGAACCAGGUUUGCUGUGCAGUGGUCGCAGGGCUGCUGCAUUUUUUCUACCUGGCAGCAUUUUGCUGGAUGUGUCUGGAGGGCAUCCAACUUUUCAGAAUGGUGGUUCUGGUCUUUAAUGCCAAUGUCAAAACAUUAUACAUGAUGGUGGGAGGCUAUGGAGUCCCAGCUGUAAUCGUCACUAUCUCGGCCAUAAUUAAUGCCAAGGGAUAUGGCACUGAGCGAUAUUGUUGGUUAAACCUGGAAUUCAUCUGGAGUUUCUUUGGCCCCGUCAGUUUCAUCAUCAUUGUGAAUGUCUUCUUCUUUCUCAUCACAGUCUGGAAGUUGGCACAGAAGUUUUCAAGUUUAAAUCCUGAUAUGGACAGUUUGCAGAAGAUAAAGACAUUCACUGUUACUGCAGUUGCUCAGCUGUGUUUGUUGGGCACCAUGUGGAUCUUUGGAUGCUUCCAGUUUGAUGAAGGCACUGUCGCCAUGUCUUACCUGUUCACAUUCUUUGGCAGUCUUCAGGGAGUUAUGCUCUUCGUCAUGCACUGUCUGUUUUCUAAACAGGUAAGAGGAGAAUAUGGAAACAUCCUCUCCAGGUUAUGCGUGCCUCAGAAGAAAAGCUACUCAGACUUUGGAUAUUCCAACACCAAAAAAGCAAAUCCAUCUAAGAGCACGCAGGAUACAGGAGAUUCUCACAUCUGAAGAUUUAAUGUCUCAUUUCUGCACUCUCAUUUGUGGCUAGUCCACAAGUUUGCUUUACUGCAAUAGGUUGUAUAUAGUUGUUUUUUGUUUGUUUUUUUUACCAUGAGCUGGCCUUUAUAUUCAAAGCUAUUAGACGUGUUGAUUGUUAUAUGGAGUACUGUUAAAUGAUGAGAAAGGUUUUACUAUAUCACUGAUCAUUGUGCCAUCAUAUGAAUAUCUCCAAAUGUCAACAUUUUUCAUUUGUAAAAAAUUGAUUUAGCCCCAAAAUGUCAAAAACUAUAUGUGACCUGUUUUGCAGGUUUGUUGUGUCGUCCAGGUACUUUAAUCAAUCAACAGAGACAAUCUGAUAGAGACCAUAAGUGGCAAUGACAAUAAAGACUGUCUUAUCUUAUCUUAACUUAUCUAAAGGCAAGCACUUUUAUCCACAGUAUUAAUAUUAAAGUUUUUCCAUAAAUGUA